Messenger RNA from Microtus ochrogaster (prairie vole), 648 nucleotides. RefSeq names its product killer cell lectin like receptor K1 (gene Klrk1). Gene Ontology annotation, cellular component: external side of plasma membrane. The record is from RefSeq and is a predicted model, not a curated record. NCBI's taxonomy places the organism in Eukaryota, Metazoa, Chordata, Mammalia, Rodentia, Cricetidae. Gene Ontology annotation, molecular function: signaling receptor activity. Gene Ontology annotation, biological process: positive regulation of natural killer cell mediated cytotoxicity.
AUGAGCAAAUAUCAUAAUUACAAACCCAGGCCAAAAAACAGGGAUGCUUCUCCAGGGCAGCAAAAACAAAGAUCGGCACUACUUAUCAGUCAACCCAGAGAAAAUGGUAUCAUAAGAAGAAACUUCCCUAUAAGAGAACUCAAAAUAUCUCCAUUGUUCGUUAGCCGAAUCAUUGCUGCAGCCAUGGCAAUACGCUUCCUCAUUAUCACAAUAAUAUGGUUUGCCAUUUUCAUAACUUUGUUAUGCAACAACGAGAUUCCAAUUUCUUCAAGAGACAGUCGCUGUACCCAAUGCCCUGACGACUGGAUAUGUUAUAGAAACAACUGCUACCAGUUUUUUAAUGAGAGCAAAAGCUGGAACCAGAGCCAAGCUUCGUGUUUGUCUCAAAAUUCUACCCUUUUGAAGAUAUACAGUAAAGAGGACCAGGAUUUCUUUAAGCUGGUGAAGUCGUACCACUGGAUGGGACUAUUCCAAACGCAAGCAAAUGGCUCUUGGCAGUGGGAAGAUGGAUCCACUCUCUCAUCCAAUGAGUUAACACUGGUAGAAAUGCAGAGAGGAUCCUGUGCUGUCUAUGGCUCCAGCUUUAAGGCCUACACAGAAGAUUGCUCAGCUCUAAACACAUACAUCUGCAUGAAGAAGGCAGUGUAA